UUGGACGCUCCCACAUUUCUAAGCGUGCACACGCGUACGUACGCACGCUCGAGAGGCACUGUCGGUCGCAUCCGGUAGCGGUCCACUGGUUGACAGGCUGCCGCGGGAUCGGACAGUUGCGAUUUCUCCAUCGUCCGGAGCACCAUGAGGCUGUUGUUGUUGCUGGGCUUGGUAGCCGCUGUCUCCUGCGCGAGCAACGGACCGAAAGUCACCGAUAAGGUAUGGUUCGAAAUCAAGAUCGGCGAUGUCGACGAGGGCAGAAUAGAGAUCGGUCUGUUUGGCAAAACCGUUCCGAAGACGGUCAAGAACUUCGUGGAGCUCGCCAAGAAGCCGGAAGGUGAAGGAUACAAGGGCAGCAAGUUCCACAGGGUGAUCAAAGACUUCAUGAUCCAGGGAGGUGACUUCACGAAGGGCGAUGGCACCGGAGGUCGCAGCAUCUACGGGGAUCGCUUUGCGGACGAAAACUUCAAGCUGAAGCACUACGGCGCCGGUUGGCUGUCGAUGGCUAACGCCGGCAAGGAUACCAACGGGUCUCAGUUCUUCAUCACGGUCAAGCAAACGCCGUGGCUCGACGGUAGACACGUCGUCUUCGGCAAAAUUAUUAAAGGAAUGGAUAUAGUGCGCAAGAUUGAGCAAACGAGCACCGACUCGCGAGAUAAGCCGCGCAAGGACGUGGUCAUCGCCGACAGCGGCGCGGAGACCGUAGCGGAGCCAUUUAGCGUGUCCAAGGAAGACGCCACUGAGUAAAUCUCAGCACACUCGCCAAUAGCCUCAUUACUCUUUAUGAUCUCUUUAUCUCAUACAAAACGAUCUCUCGAGAAGAUGAUUUUUAAACAGCCUAGUUGUGUGUUUCUCUGAAUGGACGAGUGGUAACAACGCGACAAUCUCCGUACGUCUCGCGAACGGCCGUCUAACGACAGUGUUCUAACGAAGCAGCGAUAUCAACGAAACGAAGCGUUUUGUAAGGUCAUAAAGCAUUGAAGCAACAAUCAACAAGUAAUAGAUAACGAUUGUUUCUACUCUAAUUGUUAAAAACUACGUAUACUUGCAUCGCACGAUAAAUUUUGUACCUAAACAGAUAUUUUCUACAUUCACAAAUAAACAAAUAAGUUGUUUAAAGUA
Molecule: messenger RNA, 1122 nt
Organism: Wasmannia auropunctata (little fire ant)
Lineage: Eukaryota; Metazoa; Arthropoda; Insecta; Hymenoptera; Formicidae
Gene: Ppib
Product: peptidyl-prolyl cis-trans isomerase 5
Exons: 4
Coding region: 145-747 (200 amino acids)
Biological process (GO): protein peptidyl-prolyl isomerization; protein folding
Cellular component (GO): intracellular membrane-bounded organelle
Molecular function (GO): peptidyl-prolyl cis-trans isomerase activity
Source: RefSeq, a predicted model, not a curated record